AAAUUUGGACGUUCAUCGGCUGUACGCCAUCUCCACUGUGUGCAAGACAAAGACAACAUGAGCGGCAGAGGCAAAGGAGGAAAAGGACUUGGGAAAGGAGGCGCUAAGCGCCACCGCAAAGUCCUCCGUGAUAACAUCCAGGGCAUUACCAAACCAGCUAUCCGCCGUUUGGCUCGCCGUGGUGGCGUCAAGCGUAUCUCUGGUCUCAUCUACGAGGAGACCCGCGGUGUCCUGAAGGUUUUCUUGGAGAACGUCAUCCGUGAUGCCGUCACUUACACCGAGCACGCCAAGAGGAAGACCGUGACCGCCAUGGAUGUGGUGUAUGCUCUGAAGAGGCAGGGCCGCACUCUUUACGGCUUCGGCGGUUAAAUUCGAACACAUUCCCUUAAAACAACGGCUCUUUUAAGAGCCACCCACAUCUCUUUAAGAUGAUUCCUGCUGUUUUGAACAGAAACAUAAUAGU
This is a messenger RNA of Cyprinodon tularosa, 463 nucleotides long. Its product is annotated as histone H4. Gene Ontology annotation, cellular component: nucleosome. The record is from RefSeq and is a predicted model, not a curated record. The transcript has a single exon. Bases 58 to 369 code for a protein of 103 amino acids. Gene Ontology annotation, molecular function: DNA binding; protein heterodimerization activity; structural constituent of chromatin. Gene Ontology annotation, biological process: nucleosome assembly. Lineage: Eukaryota; Metazoa; Chordata; Actinopteri; Cyprinodontiformes; Cyprinodontidae.